CGAAGCUUCCUGUUGCGCUCCGGUCCAGUCCGGUUAGUAAGAAACGUAUGCGCCUCCAAAGCCGAUGUGAAACUGUUGAGUGUUGUUGUGUUUAUGCGCUUGCCGACCGUCCUGUAGAUGGCAAGUGGACCGCUGUCCAGAGGCGAGGCGCUGCAGCUCGCCGGCUGCAGACAUGCCUGUCACCUCAUGCUCUACUGUGACACCCACAGGCAGCUGUUCGGCAGGAUUCCCAUCAGACACAUCAUUCUAAUGCAGAUGCGCUUUGACGGUCUGCUGGGUUUCCCGGGCGGAUUUGUGGAUCUGUCCAAGGAAACGUUAGAAGAGGGGCUGGUCAGGGAACUGUCUGAGGAACUCGGCGUCGCUGUGCCCGUAUCAGUCGAUCAUCAUGUGGAAAGCCGCUAUGCGACAAGGCCCUCCUCUCCUCGUCUCAUCACUCACUUCUAUGUGAAGAAGAUGACAGAAGAGCAGAUUUUGGAGGUGGAAAAAGCAUCAGUUUGUACUGCUAAAGACCAUGGACAGGAGGUCUUGGGAAUGGUUCGAGUCCCGCUCUACUCAACUAAAGGUGGUGGAGGCCUCUCAAUGUUCCUGUCUCACUCGUUUAUCGGCAACGCCCGCUCGCAGUUGCUCGACACGCUUCGGCACCUCAACAUGGUCUCUCCAGAGGAGCUGCAGCAAGCUCUCCAGACCUCCCUGAAAACUCAGCAGGAGAGCAGAGAGAAGCUCCAGGCGGAGCUGACGGCAAUAGAGCGGGAACCUGAGGAACCGACAGCGUGAGAAUGAGUGUCCCACGGCUCAGUCCUCUGCUCAGCAGACACGUCUGGUACUUAGCUUAUACGUCGCACUGGAGAGAGAUGGUCGGAAUGAUACAAGGUCAUCAGAGAAGUGGUUGUUGGGAGAACAGGAUGGAGGGA
Molecule: messenger RNA, 911 nt
Organism: Synchiropus splendidus (mandarinfish)
Lineage: Eukaryota; Metazoa; Chordata; Actinopteri; Syngnathiformes; Callionymidae
Product: U8 snoRNA-decapping enzyme
Exons: 5
Coding region: 118-774 (218 amino acids)
Biological process (GO): sno(s)RNA catabolic process; mRNA catabolic process
Cellular component (GO): nucleus
Molecular function (GO): snoRNA binding; phosphodiesterase decapping endonuclease activity
Source: RefSeq, a predicted model, not a curated record